Messenger RNA from Alosa sapidissima (American shad), 4232 nucleotides. RefSeq names its product ras-related protein Rab-31-like. Lineage: Eukaryota; Metazoa; Chordata; Actinopteri; Clupeiformes; Clupeidae. Gene Ontology annotation, molecular function: GTP binding; GTPase activity. The transcript is spliced from 7 exons. The record is from RefSeq and is a predicted model, not a curated record. The coding region runs from base 158 to 808 and encodes 216 amino acids.
UGGUUUCCGUUAUAUUUGGGAAGAUGGUCAGACAAGUCGCUCAGGGGCUGGGUUUGUCGUUUAAUAGCGAAAUGUCGUUGUAUGCAUAUUUGCACUGAACCAAUAAAACGUAUACAACGCGGACGAAGAAUGCGCCAGUCUUCGCAGAAAGUCUAAAAUGGCCAUAAUAAGGGAACUUAAAGUCUGCCUUCUCGGGGAUACGGGAGUCGGGAAGUCUAGUAUUGUGUGCCGCUUUGUGCAGGACCACUUCGACCAUAACAUAAGUCCAACUAUUGGUGCAUCUUUCCUGACUAAGACUGUCCCAUGUGGGAACGAGCUCCACAAGUUUCUCAUCUGGGAUACGGCUGGCCAGGAGAGGUUCCACUCCCUGGCGCCAAUGUACUACAGAGGAUCCGCAGCCGCAGUCAUCGUUUAUGACAUCACAAAGCUGGACUCGUUCCAGACGCUGAAGAAGUGGGUUAAGGAGCUGAAAGAGCAUGGCCCAGAGAACAUUGUGGUGGCCAUAGCAGGCAACAAGAAUGACCUGGGAGACAUUAGAGAGGUUCCUAUGAAGGAGGCCAAAGACUUUGCCGAGUCCAUCGCGGCCAUCUUCAUCGAGACCAGUGCCCGCAACGCCGUCAACGUGGAGGAGCUCUUCCAGAAGAUCAGUGAGUGUCUUGCCGCGUCCCAUCCACCUCGACAUGCCUUCCUGUCAGAGUACAACAAGCAGAGUCGUCAGAUCCCGCCACUGGAGAACCCAGACUUGGACAGCAACGAGUCCUUUAAACUGACCCGUCAGGCCCCUCCAUCCAGCCGCCGCUGCUGCUAGACACGCGUGCGCGCGCGCGCGUGUGUGCACACACACACACGCACACACACACACACACACACACACACAUUUAGGUCUACACAUAUACUUUCACAUGUAGAUGCAUGUAUGCAAGUGGAUGCAAACACCCCCCAUACAUGCAGGCAUCCAUCCAUCCAUCCACACACACGCAGGCUUUGAGCUACAAGUGCAAAAGCACCUAGCAGUCCCGUCCUUACACAGUGAAAGCACAACAGCCAGGCCUCUCACUGCAGACGACAACCUCAGUUCAUGAGGCGUGCCCUUCACACAUCAGCACAAAACACACACAUAUUUGCACGCACACACACACACCCGCCCAGACCAGCUUAGUGUUUCAGGCUGCAGCCGCACACCGGAUUCCAGGGAGGACCCACACCAUCUCUGCCCACCUGACUGGAUGCCUCAGUGCCAGCCAAACCAACACUCGCUGCUUCCCAUUCGGCACACAGGACCGACAGAUGCAGGGUCCAGGAAGACUUCCAUAGCACGGUGGAACAGUCUCAUCCCCACCUGCCCACCACCGCACACCCACCCAACAGGAGACACCCAGCGCCAACCCCCACAGCUCAUACCCAUAGUCACACACAACUAGCUCCAGGAGGGAGCAGCAGGAUGGGAGAGAUGCCCCCACAGCACUAUGUGAGAACAGUCUCACCCCUCCACCCACUCAACAGGAGCCCCCCCUCCAGCAUCUCGUACCCAUCCUCAUGCACGGCCAGUUCUCCUGACAGCAGCAGUGUCCAAAAGAAGCAGUAGGAGGGAGAGACCCCCCACAGCCCUGCGGAACAGCAGCAACAACAGAAGGGCCAACAUGGCAUCACUGGAGAGCUGCUUCUGGAGGAGGAUCGCUUGACUUGACUCUUUAGGACCCAUCUGUGGUUUUCACUGUCUUUGGAGUUAGUUAGCAGGGCCCAAGCCCACACCCCGUCCUACCAGUGUUCUACACACACACACACACACAUGUUGGCCUGCAGCGAGCUAGCCGUCCUCCCCAAGGACCUCCAGGAACCUCCAAGACCUCCAAGUCUGGACCAGAUCUAGAAGGUCACCACACACCUUGUUUCCUUAGUAACAGGCACUAAGUGUGUUUUUCCACCUCUGAACCAGGAAAGAGGAACUGUGUGGGCCGGAGGUUCCUGAAUCUGAGUCUGUGUGAACAUGUGGCCCCCUCUCAAGCCUUCAGUUAGUGGUCCAGCCCACGUCUGGAGAAGUGGGGACGUUUUUAUCCAGAUGUCCAUUGUUGACUUUCCAGAAUUCUUUUAGAGGAACUUAUUACCUGCUCAUACCUUAAUCCAUGAUUGUGUAUAGGUACAUUUUUUUCCCAGUUGUAACGUAUGUUAUGUAACAUAUACUAGGGAGACUGUGGUCACCUUUUAAAUUAAUGUUUGAUGGCUAGUUAAAUUUGCUAAUAGAUUUGAUGCAGCAUUUGCAAAAGUUCACUUGUAUGUUGGAUGUAAAAGAAGCUGUGCUUCGCUAAUUGGGCCUGUAUAGUAGACAGGCUUACCAACUCAAGAGCAUUACCAUGGCAUUUACAUGCGUUGUCCACUAGGUGGCAUCCGUCCUCUGUCAUCCCAUGAAGUGCCUUAACCAGGAGUUGAUGUACAUGUAUUUAUAGGGUUAUGUAACAUAUGUAUGUAGCAUUGUAGUUUAGACUCCUUUAUUUCUCUCCUUCAUCUGUGUGCAUGUUUUUUCCCUUUGUGUGCAAAGAGCAGUAAGCAAAGAUAACCGAGACUUCUAACUGCUUCAUCUGCUGUUGGGUUCUGAUUGGUUGAUUGAGUGUGUACGCUGGAUGUUACAAACACCCACCAGGUGAAGAUCACAUAGGUAGCAGCCCUGUACCCUUUACUAUAUUGAUGGGGUCAUUGGGCCAUUGGCAUGCUUCAGUGUAUCAGGUGAUGAUGCACAAGGCAACUGUUCCAGUGUUACUCUGAGCAGUGUCGUUUGGGCAUUCUUUUAAUCUGGAAAACUUUAAUAAUCAGCGUACAACUUUGUCAUGAUCAUCCUAUAACACUAUGAGUCAUAUGAUUGCCCAGCAACAUUGCUCAGAUAGUUUCCCACUGCAUCAUCACCUUUACUUGUUGAAUGAAAAAACACCUUGAAUGACUGGCCAGUGGUUUUAAAGCAGUAGUAGAAAUCUAGUCGUUGAAGGACAGGGAAGAAACUAAACAGUAAGUGAGUAAAUGGUGAGAGUUGGUACUACUUACACGUGGUGCAGUAUUACCUCUCCAAAUGCAUCAGAAAUUACCAUAAUAAGUGGGUGAGAUGCAACAUCUGUAGUUUAUUCAUUUCUAGCACCUUUGUACAUUACGUUUUUCGUAUUGGCAAGAAUGAAAAUGUGGUCUUUAAGCAGAGCCUGUGUAUUGUGUGCCAAUCAGAGUCUCACUUCUGCAUAGUGGCCAUGUGUUACAGGGUGAGAGUAGUGUGCCUUCAAUUCCCCUAGGCUCUGAAUAAUUGUAAUGCUGUUUGAAUUCUGUUUGAAAAGAGAACCUAAUUGCUAAAGGAAACAUAUGUUUAGUUACUGUCUUCCACCCAUAAGAAAAAGUUUUAUUGUGCGAUCUACCCGCUCAAGUGCCUUUGUGGUCUUAUUGUCCUGGUUUCAGAUUGAUCGUGUUGUGUGUGUGUGUCUAAACACUAGUCAUAAAGUCACUAGUCACUAAACACAAUCAUCGAUAACCAGGACCAAAUGUGCCUUCAGUCGAUUAGAUUAUUUUCUGUAAAACUGAAAAAGAAAAAAAAACUAUAAGACAAACCACUAUUAAUUGUGCAUGUGUUUAUUUGGUUACCCUAAAUUGGUUAGAACUGUGGAUGGACUUGGGACCUUGACACUGCUAUGUAGCCAUAACGUUUAUUGUUCCCCUUCAAUUGACUUCAGGUUACAUGUGAUUUGUUUUGUAUCACAGUAUCUCUGAAGCCAAUCACUUUAAGUCUGAGUGGCCAAAUUCCUCACAACUGCCAAAAUCUGAGAUUAAAAAACAUCGGAAUUAGCAGUGUUGUUUUGACCAUAUGGAUCGAGUAAUUUGACAUACCUGAUGCCCAUAACUGCAGGCUAUCUUUGCUAAGAAUGUAACCAUAAGAUAGGCUGUCAUUGAUGGUGAAGUUGUUAUUGGGACAUUAUACAUACAUUCGUGUGCUUUUUUAGCAUUACAGAACUGAAGUGAGGAGUGUCUGUACUGACAAUAGUUGCUUGGUAAUCUGAUGCCGUUUGCGCGUCAGAAGCGUGCAUUCUCUCCGCCCUGGUUCCAUAAUGGUGGUUAAUAGACCAUCACAGUCUGUCGUGCUAGAUUCUGGCUGCCAAUGCCUUCAGCUGUAUUUGAACCUGCUCGGUUUGUUUAUGUAUGAUCAAGACAGACAGUGUUAACAUUUUGCAUUAAUCCUUAAUAAAGUCAUACUUUGUCUACCUUAA